CCCCUUUCGGUCACAUGACGUGGGAUGACGAAGAUGGUGGAAGUUUGUGCUUCCUCGAACUAAAUCCCCGAUAAAAACAUAACUGUCCUGCUCUCGCGGGGCCGAGAGUUUUCAACAGCGGCAUUUCGUAGCUUCUCCUGCGCAACCGGCCCGAUGACAUGGCAGCUGAGGUCUCCAAGUCGAACAGUUCCAAUGGCUACCCGAUGAAAGCUCAUCUGCAAAUAGUUGUGUUAUCAGCCAAACUGAAGGAAAACAAGAAGAACUGGUUUGGUCCCAGCCCUUACGUGGAGGUGACAGUGGAUGGCCAGUCUAAAAAAACAGAGAAAUGCAACAACACCCACAGUCCCAAAUGGAAACAGCCACUCACUGUGACAGUGACUCCAUUCAGCCAACCGGUCUUCCGUGUGUGGAGUCACCAGACUUUGAAGUCAGACAUCCUGCUCGGCACUGCCAAGCUGGAUAUAAGUGAAACCCUCAAGUCUAAUGACAUGAAACUCUCUAAAGUGGUGCAGACCAUUCAGCUGUGUGCAGACAGAGACCAGAGUGAUGUUGUGGGAGACCUGUCUGUCUGUCUGGAUGGCAUGGUUGUUGACCCUGAGACGUUCACCAAGGCCGAGGCCAAUCAUCAAGCUGCAACAAAUGGUGACUCCCAGCCAAAUGGGGAUUUCACUGCCAGGAGAAGUAGAGACAGUUCUCCUGCAGUAGACAGUGGUGAACAUCGCGCCUCGCCCAGCGGAAGAAGGUCGCUGAACACAACAGGCUCUCCCUCCUUGUCAUCAGGGAGCACACGCCCCCAGAGACCACCCAGACCCUCCCGGCCUCCUCCUCCGACACCACGCAGACCCACCUCAGCACCAGCAUCUUCUAGCAAUGGAGCCGCGACAGCUGAUGCAGCUGAUGGCCAGACAGGUUCAUCUGCACCUGCACGAACGGCCGACUCCAGUCCAGUCGCCGGCAGCGACAGGAACACUGCAGCAGCAACAUCUUCUGGGGCCGCAGCAACCAGGCUGCCAGCGAGCAGCACCAGCCCCGCAGUCACUCCCCGGGUCCCUGCUGUCAGCACUGGGCCGCUGCCUCCUGGGUGGGAGCAGAGGGUGGACCAGAGCGGCCGCGUGUAUUAUGUAGAUCAUGUUGGAAAGAGAACGACGUGGGAGCGGCCUGAACCUCUGCCUCCUGGGUGGGAGCGACGCGUCGACCCGAUGGGAAGGUUCUACUUUGUCGACCACAUUACAAGAACCACCACGUGGCAGCGGCCAACAACAGAGACAGUGCGCAACUAUGAGCAGUGGCAGCAUCAGCGGAACCAGCUGCAGGGCGCGAUGCAGCAGUUCAACCAGAGGUUCAUCAUCGGGGCCCAGGAGCAAGUGUCAGCUGCUCAGAAUAAAGGCUUUGAUCCCCUCGGGCCGCUGCCGUGUGGAUGGGAGAAGAGGACCGAUGCCAAUGGUAGAGUUUAUUUUGUGCAUCACCCAACACGGACAACACAGUGGGAGGAUCCUCGAUCUCAGGGGUUGUUGAAUGAAAAGCCGCUUCCGGAGGGUUGGGAGAUGAGAUUCACUGUCGAUGGCAUUCCCUAUUUUGUUGACCACAACAUGAGAACGACCACCUACAUCGACCCUCGCACUGGGAAAUCAUCACUCGAAAACGGUCCACAGAUCACCUACGUCAGAGAUUUUAAAGCCAAAGUCCAAUACUUCCGAUUCUGGUGCCAGCAACUCUCGAUGCCUCAACACGUCAAAAUCACUGUGACUAGAAAAACGCUGUUUGAAGACUCUUUUCAACAGAUCAUGAGCCUCAACUCUCAGGACCUACGACGGAGGCUGUGGAUCAUCUUCCCUGGAGAGGAAGGCCUGGACUACGGUGGCGUGGCCAGGGAGUGGUUCUUCCUGCUGUCCCAUGAGGUGCUGAACCCCAUGUAUUGCCUGUUUGAGUAUGCGGGCAAAGAUAACUACUGUCUCCAGAUCAACCCCGCCUCCAACAUCAACCCUGACCACCUCAAGUAUUUCAAGUUCAUCGGACGCUUUAUUGCCAUGGCGCUGUUCCACAGCAAGUUCAUUGACACCGGCUUCUCGUUGCCGUUUUACAAGCGGAUCCUGAACAAACCACUGGCCCUUAAAGACCUGGAGUCGGUCGACCCCGAGUUCUACAACUCCCUCAUGUGGAUCAAGGAUAACAACAUUGAAGAAUGUGGACUGGAAAUGUUCUUCACCGUGGACAAAGACAUCUUGGGGGAAAUCACCACGCACGACCUGAAGCCAGGAGGGGAGGACAUCCAAGUCACUGAGGAGAACAAAGAGGAGUACAUCAGGCUGGUGGCAGAAUGGAGGUUGUCCAGAGGAGUGGAGGAGCAGACGCAGGCCUUCCUGGAGGGCUUCAACGAGGUCCUCCCCCAGCAGUAUCUGCAGUAUUUUGAUGCUAAAGAGCUGGAGGUGAUGCUGUGUGGGAUGCAGGAGAUCGAUUUGGCCGACUGGCAGAGGAACACCAUCUACAGACACUACGCUCGGAGCAGCAAGCAGAUCCUCUGGUUCUGGCAGUUCAUAAAGGAGAUGGACAACGAGAAGCGAAUGAGGCUGCUGCAGUUUGUCACCGGCACCUGUCGCCUGCCUGUCGGGGGCUUCUCUGACCUCAUGGGAAGCAACGGGCCGCAGAAGUUCUGCAUUGAGAAGGUCGGCAAAGAGAACUGGCUUCCCAGGAGCCACACAUGCUUCAACAGACUGGACCUGCCUCCCUACAAGAGCUACGAGCAGCUGAAGGAGAAGCUGAUGUUCGCCAUCGAGGAGACGGAGGGCUUCGGCCAGGAGUGAGGCCGGCACCACUUGAAGGCAAAUAACCACCAGUGUUUCAUUCAGGGAACCGCUUCAUUCUAACUUGUGCGCCGUCUUGAGUCACUCCGCUGGAGUGAGACAGAAGUGCAUCUCUUUAACUCCUGAAUCAGACUCACCUCUGCAAUAAUCCGUGAUUGUGUUGCAGUGAAAGUCAUGCACUCACUUUUUAAAAAUGUCCCUGCUGCCGUGGGUCCUGAUCACGACCUUGGCAGUAGCCAGGCUGCCCUCUGCGCCUGAGCGUUUGAUUCGCUUCCCUCCUGAACUAACAUGUUGUGACACUGUUCUUCAGACUAAAUCACCUCCUGUUUACAGAUGAGCUCCGAGAGACAAUCCCCGUUAUUCUAGCCAGGUGUGAGACCAGCGGACGCAGCGCUUGAAAGGCUCUAGUUUUAUAGAGUUUUCUUGUCUGAACAAAGUACCUUUGAUGUGAAUGCUUCAUGAAGAAUUUGGACCGUUUGGGAGCAGACGACUGUUGCCAAGGCCAACAUGCAGUUUUAAACCAAAACAGUGGCGUUUUCAGUUCAAAAAGAGCAAGAAGUGAUGAGAGAACUGGGAUACUUUGAGUAAGUUUUCAGUGUUAGUACUCACCGUGAUAGGGUUCCCGUGUAAGUGUUGACAAUACUGACCUCUAGUGGCCUAGUUUCUUCAAGCCAAUUGAAAUCCGGAUCAUCUGAAUUGGAGUUCAUCGAUUGUUGCGUGAACAUUGGGUGAAAUCCUGCUGCAUCCAAACACUGACACGAGCAUAUUUCGUAAUUUUUUUGGCUGCUCUCUGCGACUUUGCGGCCCAAACUAACACCACUUUGAGGGGUGUGUCUUCAUGAGCUGGGAGGGACUCAGACCAACUGUGACUGCAGGUGAAGAGACCUUCAGCGCGGUGUCAUGAGGGUCGUCUUGAGCCGACCAGCUCAUUCCCACCCCUCUGCUUGUCGGCCAUCUCAGCAGCAAUAAUCCAAAGACACAGUCCGAACAGCAGGUUACGCUGAUGUUAGCAUUUGGUGGAAUGUAAAGAGCAGUGAGGGCCAGCGCAGUGUUGUCACUCAGAGAGCAGACUCCCAGUCACAGCUCAGUCCACUGCGCCACACUCCACGCGAGCAGCACAUUGUGGCCACCUUUCUGUGUCCAAAAAAAAAGAGACUAUUGUACGACAGUAGUGUUUCAUCGUCCUUUUCUCUUGAAAUCAGUGCCAAAACGUGGCUGCACUUUUAUGAUCAAAACAGUAGUUAAGAUGCUAAAAACAACGAAUGUAUCCAGAGGGAAAACAGACACGUCUGAUUUCUGAGUGUGUCAUUCUGCUAUUUUCACUAAAACAAUGAGCCGGACAUGGUGUUGAUAACAAUGUUUGUUUGUUUAAAAAAAAAGCAAGAGCUUUUGAGAGUGAUGAGGCUUUAUUUUCUUUUCCUCCAGUUUCUCAUGUACACAGACUGUGUAAUGUAGAAAUGGUCACCUUAAUAAAUUAAUUCAAGGAAGCAGAAAUGGUCAUGGAAAAUGUUUGAGAGACAAUUUGGGCCGCCACGGAAUUCGACGGGGUCCGCAAGAGAUGACUGUUUUAUACCACAUGUGGCUGAUGUUUGAGUCCUGGCAUGUUGUGUCACUGAGAAAGAGGAAGCUCUGUGCAGAAGCACCUUCACCAAUGUGUUCCUGCGGCUUGUUGGGGUACACGCCGCGACAAGCCACAGGUUGGCAAGACCCGCGUGAGGCUCAUGGGUGCCUUUAGUUCUCUUGUGUGACUUCAAAUCAGAAGGAUAAAUAUGAGAAAGGAAAUACGUCGGGUGUCUGUGGGUCGCUCUCUGAGAUGAACACCUGUGUCAGGUGCGAAUCCUGCUUCAGUGAGGUCUGUCUUUAGCAUGUUCCUCUGAAUGUGAAACACAAAAGUUCCCGGAACUCAAGUCUCAAUGUGAACGGCUGUGGUCGAGUGGUGAGAGCAACAUUCCCUGCUCAAGUGUGGAAACCUUGGUCUGUCGGUGCUUGAGUUCGAACCCCACUCGUCCGCUGAAGGGAACUAAAUCUGAUGGCGGUC
This is a messenger RNA of Synchiropus splendidus (mandarinfish), 4839 nucleotides long. RefSeq names its product E3 ubiquitin-protein ligase Itchy-like. Bases 159 to 2801 code for a protein of 880 amino acids. Lineage: Eukaryota; Metazoa; Chordata; Actinopteri; Syngnathiformes; Callionymidae. Gene Ontology annotation, molecular function: ubiquitin protein ligase activity; protein binding. The transcript has 24 exons. The record is from RefSeq and is a predicted model, not a curated record. Gene Ontology annotation, biological process: protein K29-linked ubiquitination; protein K48-linked ubiquitination; protein K63-linked ubiquitination.